This is a messenger RNA of Polyodon spathula (Mississippi paddlefish), 2409 nucleotides long. RefSeq names its product protein phosphatase 1, regulatory subunit 42 (gene ppp1r42). Gene Ontology annotation, molecular function: protein binding. NCBI's taxonomy places the organism in Eukaryota, Metazoa, Chordata, Actinopteri, Acipenseriformes, Polyodontidae. Bases 319 to 1401 code for a protein of 360 amino acids. The record is from RefSeq and is a predicted model, not a curated record. The transcript is spliced from 9 exons.
UCCAUAGCAACAGACACGGCCACACUUCUCAACAAACAACACCUACUCUCUGCAACUCGUAACCAUCUUACGGAAGAACAAAUUGGUGUUUUAUGUUUAAGUCGUCUGUGAGGAAUCAUAUUCAGAAAUAACCAUAACUUUCAGCAAGUGCAUUUAAAACAGUAGGGCAAACCCGAAUGGAAAUGUAAACAGUAUCCCGCAGGUAUUUCUUCAGAACGCAAGUUGUAGCUGAAUGUUUUUGCAUGUGUGCGGUGGACAGUGUGGUACUGGUACUCUCAUAAUUGUGAAGAACAGCUAGUAACUGUAAGCAGAGAAAACAUGGUCCGUCUGAACGUGGAUCUGAUUGCUAAAAGCAGCAUUCACAUAAAGAACAGAAGGGAUGAGCCACUGGGGCAGUAUCUGAAGAAACUUACUCACCUGAAUUUUUCUAACAAGAACAUUGAAAACAUUGAUGAUCUCUCCUUGUGCAGAAAACUCACUGUUUUGUACUUGUAUGAUAAUCAAAUAACGCAGAUCUGCAACUUGAGUUUUGCUUCGAAUCUCACACACCUGUACUUACAGAACAAUAACAUAACACACAUAGAAAACCUGUCGUCACUACAGAGGCUGUCCAAGUUGUACCUUGGAGGUAACUGCAUCACUGUAGUGGAAGGGCUGGAAGGGCUAGAAGAACUGCAGGAGCUGCACAUUGAGAGUCAACGACUUCCCCUUGGAGAGAAGCUCCUGUUUGAUCCCAGGACCCUCCACUCGCUCUCAAAAUCUUUGUCAGUUUUUAAUGUCAGAAACAACUGCAUUGACGACAUAAAAGAAUUGGCCAUUCUGCAGAACAUAACUCAAUUUUUUGGUGAAGAUAAUAAGAUUCAGAAUUUGAAGGAGUUAGAAUUGGUUUUUAGCCAAUGGCCUUUACUCUGGCGGAUGGAUUUGAGCAGAAACCCUGUGUGUAAUAAACCAAAGUACAGAGACACAAUUAUAAUGAUGUGCAAAACUCUUGAGGUUCUUGAUGGGAAGGAUAUAAAUGAAACAUCUAGACAGUUUCUUAUGAACUGGAAAGCUUCAAAAGAAGCCAAGAAGAGAAGCAAGGAUGAAAGACUAAGAAGCGCACCUGGAGCCUUCUCAAAUCCUGUUGAGUUUCAAAUUGGUAAACCACGUGUUCCGAGGAAGCAUUUAGAGUUUGUUUUGGAUAAGGCACACAACCUGCCCAGUUCUGUUGAGGACCAGGGUGUAAAACGGCCUUUACCAGGGAGAGUGGAUCGCAGACAAAUCCAUGGCAAUGAAUUAAGACAUCUGAGUUUGAAGACGCCCCAGUUUGCACUUGCAGUGCAGGAUGUAUCUGAGACCCUCACUCCUCACUCAAGUGUCCCUGUGACCACUUUCAAGACCGCAGAUGUACGUUUUAAUUAGAUUAGUGUAUUGUUUAAGGAAUAGAACACAAAAUUCUUAUUAUUUUCUUAUUAUCCUCAAGAUUUUAUUAUGACUGUCUUGGAAAUAAAACUUUUAAAAAGUAUGUAUGGUCAUCUAAACUGCUCAACUUCUCUUUUAAGUUCAAGAACAGCCUUGUUCUUUAAUGAUGGGAACCAUGAAUAAGCAACCACAAAGGUUCAGUCCCUUCAGUGACCUGGUAAUUCUGGUCUCAUUGUAAAGGCAUAAGUCAGUGCUCUAAAUUUCACUCAAUACUGUUAACCCCCUUUUAUCAGUGUGCCAUUAAAUUGUCUUAACUGUUGCUAAUUUAAAUGGCUGCUAAUUGUGAAAUGCACUGUCUAUUACAUUAUAAACCAAUUUUGCUAUUUUGUCUUUCAUUGCAAAAAUGUAUGCUGUUUAUUUUAUUUUUUUUAAACUUAAGAAGAGGCUGUGUAAGUAAAUGGGAUUACAGUUUCUUAAAAACACAAAAUUCCUUGGCAUUUACUCAAUGAUGGAUUUGCCUUGUGUCUGCGGGUUCUGCUGCAAAGGAAUAAAAAAAAAAUGGAGAGACAUAAUUAAUUUAUUAUGACAUUUGCCUUGUUAAUGUAAUAUUAUGUUUUGAAAUUAUAUCGUUACUCAUGUUUAAGAAACUUGAAACACUGUCUCAGAUUGCUCACAUGAACUUUGUUUAUGUUAUUAAUAAAUCCUAAAAUUGACUUUCUGAGCGAUGGAUGCUAUCAAAAGACAAAGCUUUUCUUCCCAUUCCAGAUGUUUAAAGAUGAAUGACUGAGAUGUGAUAAUCCAGAUGUAGUGGUUAACAUUAAACCGUUUAUGCACAGCAUACCUGCUUAAUUCGGACUGCUUAAGUGCUAAACUUUUAAAAAACAGAUGUCCUGAAACAGAGGUUUUUUGGUUGUUUUUUGACAGUGAAUUGUAUUAAAAUCUAAUAUUCCUUCUGACAGUUAAUUAUUACAUGUGAUUUAAGCACAUUCUACAAAAAUAAACUUAAAA